Molecule: messenger RNA, 13391 nt
Organism: Pocillopora meandrina
Lineage: Eukaryota; Metazoa; Cnidaria; Anthozoa; Scleractinia; Pocilloporidae
Source: the annotation of a GenBank genome assembly
AUGAAUCGAAUCAGAUCUGCUUGUGUAAGAACGAAUUCGUCGAAAAACUGCUUUGUCAGUCUCUCUGGGGAGCUUGCAGAGGCAAUAGGCUUGCGAAUCCAGGUAGGUGACGAACGGAAACAUGCAUAGUAAGUUGUUAUCAUAGGAUCAUAGACCUUUUGAACUAGUCUUUGCAUUGAGCUCAUAACAAUUGUCAAAGUUCCCUGUACAUUUGGGGGUGAAAACAGGGGUGUGGUAGGUUUUUGGGGUAGACCCAUAACAGAUACUGUUCACCCGCGCCAUGAGAUCUUAUUCAUAAUCCUUGAAACAAAAGUCAUAGUUUGAGAAAGUCUAGAAAAAGCCUCUUUUUUUCUAGACAUACAAUUUUUUAGGGGAAACCUGAAUUGUUUUCACCCUAGUUUAACUUUUACCUUCUUUGUUUAUGAAUUAUGCUUUAUGUCCGGAACAAUGGAAAUUUCAAAGUAACUGACCUGAAACUUAUUUUAAAAUCCUACUCAUCUAUACCCAGCAAUGAUUAACUCAUGCACUUGACUUCUUGAAAACCAUACCAGGGCCAACCAUUUGCUCUUCAACUUCAGUGGGAAAAUGGCAAGGCUUUUGCCAGCUGGUCUGGUGAAGUGACACAUGGCAAGAGAGGUGAUAUCCUGAAUGAUUCAUCAUCAAUUGUCCAACUUGGAAAGAAAUUUGCGGAUGGACUAGGACUAGAUGACAAUCAGCAGGUAGGAAUGGGGCAUUUUGUUCAACUUGAUAAUUGUAGCCAUACCCAGUAUUAUGUUGUACAUGAAAUAAUCUUACCCCCCUCUAGUUAGUGAUCAUUUCCUUUAUUCAUGUGGCCUUAAUGUUUGAUUCAGUGGUGAUAUUUGUAAGGUGUAUGGAGAAAUUAAAUGCUUGUCUCUUUUAACUCUUUCACUCCCAAGAUCUAAUAAGUAAUUCUCCUUACUAUCUGACAUACAAUUCUUAUGAUGUUAGUUCAGAGAAUUUGGUAUUGGAUCAACUAAUAAUCCCAUAAUUGAUAUUCAUCUCUAUUCUCAUCACCUACCUACUUGAUAUUGUAUUGAUAUUGUAAGGAGAAAUUCUGUCUUGGUCACUUGUGGGAGUGAAAGGGUUAAGGGUCAAAGGGUUAAAAGUUCAAGAGUUCAAGUUUAAGUUUUUCAAGCAGGACAAAAGUGUGCACAAAAGGGUACAUUAAGUCCAACAUUUUGUGAGGUGUUAUGGAAUCAAAGCCAAAACUGAAGAGAAAACUUAAGUUGUAAAACUGUCAGCGGCCAAUAUUUACCAUUUGGUUUACUUAAUCAGAUUUUAACAUCCUAGUUUGGUCCAAGUCUCUUGAAUGCUGUGAGGCUUUUAUAAUGGAUGUGUAAUAUUUUCCAUUUUGUGUUUUAGGUUUUAGUUGAACCUGUGGUUGGUAUCCCAUCAUGUAACAGAAUAAAUGUGGAUCCAGUCAGUGCCAAUGAUUGGGAAAUAUUAGUGAGUGAAUAUGUUACAAUGCUUAAGGGUGAUAAACACUCCCACAUGCUGGCCUUAGGAUGUAAUGACUCACUUGUGCCUGGAAUGCUCUCCAGGCACCAGAUGAUCAUUUCCACUUGCUGCAUCCUAAAAUUAAAAACCUUGAAUUUUUAGCUACAACUAGAUAAGAAUCUUGUUGAAAUUUAAUUUGAUGAAUUUAAGAUAAUUGCAUGACUGUUACUUACCCUUAUUUUUAAGGCUAUAUCAUGAGAUCUUGGCUUCUUUGUUUUCCUGAGCUUAAGGGUUAGUUGGUUUGCAAUCUAACCAAUUUUACCUCAGCAAGACUCUUCCAACCUUUUUAGGAAGUUCUCCAUAAAAUUCAACAGGUUAUGGCAUAGAAGAAAAUGUCCACAAGGUCUAGGUUUUAAAGCUUGGUCAAUACAGAAUAUAGAAAGUCACACUUGCUGAUUUUGCCUUUCAUGAAAAUAUUGGGUGGGCCAUUUGAACUCAAUUUCCUGGGGUGAAAGAAUUUGAAUGACCAAAUCUUCAAAAGUUCAAAUGCAUGUAGGGAUUGCCUGGGGGAGGAUACUGAAGCUUCAAAUUGAUUGACGCAUAAUACAUACAUGUGAACUAAAGUAGAGAUGAAUCUCUAUAGCAAGUAAUCUGUUCAGAGAGAAAGCUGUGAAACAAGAUGAGGUAAAAACACAUUUCUUGCACUUAGUGUUACAGGAUGGUUGCUUUUAAUUUCUUUGUUAGGAACUCCAUGCUGGUUACAUAGAAAGUCAGCUUCUGAACCAAGUGAGAGUGGUGUUCCCAGGACAGAAAUUGCCAAUAUGGAUUGAAAACAAUAUGUGUGUGGUUGUCCAAAUUGGUAUGCUUUAGUGACAAUAAAAAGCAUGGAACCUCCCUACAUUUGGGUUUGGUUGCCUUUUCUCAUCACAUCUUUCACAGGGAGCCUUAAUCUGCAGUGGGUUCUUACUAAACUGUUACCUUAUGAUUAGAAAUGGUUGGAUGUCGAUAAAACCACCACAUGUUGAUCAAACCACCACAACAAUUUGAAGUGAAGGAAAUAUCAGUUGAGAGUAUGGAGCAAACAAGGAGUCCUUUUAGUUUUUCUUUACUUUGCAUAGUGAUUGGUCCAGAAUACUUGUGCUAUGCUCUCAACCAAUCAGACACAAACCCAUAGUCAUGACUUUUUUACAUAAUAUACAUAAUCCUACAGUUCAAGCAGUUUGUGUGUUUUUAUUCUGAGCUGACAAUGGCUUCACGUGAUAUUUUCCUUUGUUCUGUAUGGCCGGAGAGAUUGACUGUUACCAUCUUUGAGUUGAUGUAUGAAAACAUUUAGUCUCAAUAUAAUAAUAUUAUUUAUAAUUAUUACUAUCAUGCUAGAGGAGCUGAUUGAAGAGAAAGUAAGUGCAGGAGCUUUGUAACUGUUUUAGCACCUUCAGCUUUCCUUAAUGAACUAUUCUUGUUUAUUUCCCAUUGACAGUUAACCUUGAGCCAGAUGCCAAUUGUGUCAGACUUGAUGAGUUUACUGAAGUGAUUGUCUCACCUAAAACAAGAACAUUUUCUAAAGGAAAACAACCUCAGCAAGCUCCAGUUCAUUUUGGCAAAGAGAACACAGAACAAGAGAACAAAAUACUUACUGGCACAAGUGCUGAAAAUAAGUAUGCUUCAACAAGUAAUGUUUCUUGUUUUGAUGAUGGUGAUCAGCUGUCAUCAUGGCCUUCACCUUCUAGAACCACAAAUGCAGAGGAGCAAAAUGGCAUUGCCAACAGUGGCUUUUUAUCAAGAGUCUCAUGUUAUUUGCAGUCUUUUUUCAACCCUUAUAAUGAGGAGAACCCUGUGAAUGAAAAUCAGACUUGCAAACCCUUGAACCCAGAAGAAAUUAAAAAUGAAGAGAACUGGAAACCCUUAUCUUCAAUCACGGAGAAAGGUGAAAAAUGUGGUACUGAUAGUGGUGAUGAUUCUGACUUUGAGAUGUACUUGAGAGUUCAGCUAAAUAUCAAAGGUGACCCUGAGGUCUCAAAUAAAGGCAGCACUGUAGAAUCCAUGAAUUUUUAUUCUCGACAACCCACAACUGUGUUUGUUGAUAUUACAUCUUUGCCGCCACUAGUUUUGAAGUCAUGGACUUGUAACUGGGAAACAUUUCCACCACCAGAUGGCACAGUGGAAAAAACUGUUCAAAUACACAAACUUUUAUCUCCCAAAGAGAGAACUGCCUUGCAAAAAAAUAGAUCACCAUCAAACGACAAUGAAAACCAAGGAUCUCAAUCCCAGGAGACAUCAACAGACAGUGAAUCUAAUCAAGGUGAACCUUUUAAUUUAACUGACUGAUUUCAGGAGUUGAGUUGCAGCUGAUAUUCUACCAAAACUCCAUUAUAGGUGGCUAUUCAGACCUUGUUACAACAAACAACACAUCUUUUUAAUAUUGUCAACUAAUUGUGGGAUGGUGCCCAAUUUCUAUUUGUUUUAAAUUCCUAGAGGUGAGUAAAAUCACCCCUCAAAUUAAUAAUGUUUUAUCACACAAAGCAUCAUUGGAUAACAGAGAAACAUGUGUCAGCCCAAGAUCAUUAUCACCAAAGUUUCUUGAUUUCAUGUAUUUCACCAAAGAAUAAUGAGCAGAUAGACAAUAAUUUUGAUGAUGGAAGCUAGAGGACUGAGAUUUGCUAAAUUGUGUGUUUUAUCAUGUGACAGUGACUGGCCAAUCCCCUCCUGAUUCCACCUCUCUUGACAUGCUACCACCUCACUGGGUUGUGAGAAUGGUGAUGACAAGCAGUUUAAACAGGGCUUCUGUCGAUCUAAAUUCUCAUGAAUUGGGCGUGGAAGAGCAUGUGCUGCCAGGGCAUGUGAUCCUGACCAAAGAACUCUGCAGAAUGCUUGGAGCAAGAGAUCUGUGUUCAGUUAAAAUUCAGAAUGUCUCAUCUGGACCAUCAGACUUACAAGGAAUGGUUUUGCAUCCCUUUGCAGAAACUGAACAGAAGGUAAUUUUAUCAUAAAAAUAUAUUUCAGAAGAAAGACACAGAAGGCUCAGGAGGCACGAAAAAUUCAUCAUGACCAUGUAUAGAUGUAGAUAGACUGCACUUAGAACCAAUCAGAUUGCAGGAUUCUUUACCAUGCUCUACUGGACAAAAUAAUUACCUUAUCAGAAACUGAACAGAAGGUAAUUUUAUCUUAAAGAAUAUUUCAGAAGUUUUUGUUUUCCAGAGGACAGAGAAAAACAGAAACAAAAACUCGCCAAAAUGUUACCAUGACCAAAGGCAGGGACUACACUAAGAACCAAUCAGAUUGCAGGAUUCUUUACCAUGUCCUGCUGGAAAAAAUAUAAUAUCAGUUUACAUACAUUGAUGUUUGUUUGUUUGUUUGGUUGUUUGUCUUUUUUUUAUCAAGCUUCAGGAUAUUUCAGCUGAUACUGUCAUGGAUGCCUUUCAAGGCUGGAUCAGUAUGGUGUGCAGUGUGGAAGUGCCUCUUGUACUCUGUAGUGGAACACUGUUGUCAUUUGAUGCUCAAGGUUAGCAGAUAUCGUUUUGAAUGGAUAUCUGUGAGCAAAGGGGAUAGGUUUCUAACAAAACUGCGAUACCAUGUCAGUAGGGGUAUAACAAGAUAAUUUGGUUUUAUCACUGAGUUGAAUGUAAAUUGAAUGUUACUAUAAAUUAAAGAGAACAAAUAACAGACCAAAUAUUUAUUUUAUAUGUUAAUUAAGUAAUGAGGUCUAAAGAUCUAAACAAUGAAUAUUUUGUUUGUUUUUCUUUUUUAGGCCAACUUUGUCAGUUUGUAGUUAAAGUGCUGAGCCAUCACGAGACGAUGAAGUCAGGAGGGGAACCAUCAUAUUAUCACCUUACUCCUGAGACUCUAAACAAUGUGACAGUUGUCAUAGGAACACCCCAAAACUCUUUGAAGGGUUUCUGCGAGUUUAUCAGUGCUCAAGAAAUCAAGCCACAAUUUCCAAAGUAUAGCAUUAAUGACUUGGGGUAAGAAAUGAUUGAAAAUGAUGUUGAUGAGAAUGGUAUAUGGCUUUAGGGGAUGAUGAGCCCCUUAAACCAUACCAUCAGUUUGCAUAUUCUCCAUACUGUUCUCUAUACAUUUCCUAAGGUGCUGACAGGGAGAAUUUGUUUAACAAUCAAGAGUUUCUCUAGUUGGAGAUCAUUUCCUUAAUUCUUGUGACUUUAAUGUGUGAUUCAGGGGUGAUAUUGUAAGGAGAAAUUAGAUUUUAGUUUCUUGUAAGGAUCAAAGGGUUAACCUUUGGAAUUUCAUAGUUAGAAGGUGAACAUACAAAGAAAUUUUAAUAUAUAAAUAUUCUUCCUUGUGCAGUCUUUCUAUCUCAUUUAAGAAAGGAUGGAAAAUUUCCUAGUUUUGCAGGUUAUAAUAGUCUUGAGCUAAAGCUCAUGUUUGGCAAUCAUUGUUGUUUUAAGGGGUGUAACAGAUGUAUUCCACAAGUGCUUGGAUCAUGCUUUGUCAGUGCUAGGGCAGCGACCUCUAUCCAAUCAACUGGGAGGUAACAUCAUCUCAGGACUGUGUGGUGGAGCUGUGCUCAUUUGUGGCAGUGGUACAGGAGCAGGGAUUGGCUGUGGCAAGACAUCUCUUGCUCAUGCAGUGUGCUACCAACUUCAGGAGUGGCCAGUGUGUGCACAUGUGACAUUUGUGGAUUGUAUUCCUUUCAGAGGUAAUUUUUUCCUUUAUUUUGUUACUUUGUUGAAUUAGCUUUUUUGUGUCCAUGAUUAUGAUAAAUGUGUGGUACUGUGAUGUGGUGGGUACAUUUGCAAACAAAGUCAGGGGUUUCAUGGACUUUUCCCAUAAAUGGUUUCUGAGGGUGCAAUAGGGGGCUGCAGUGCCGUAUUGUCUUAUUGGGAGCAAUAAACCACUGGUGACUAGCUUUAGUUGAAACUCCUGGAUUUGUAUGUUGCAGUAAACAUAAAUAAAUGGUUUUUUCCUAUGAUUAUUCUCUUUGAAGGAAAAAGAGUUGAUACCAUUCAGAAACAGUGGCAGCAGAUAUUUUUGGAAGCAGCAUGGCAUCAGCCAUCUGUGAUCCUGUUUGAUGAUUUAGAUCAAGUUGUUUCAGCCCCAAGUGCACUCCAAGAGAUGGGUGGAGAAGCUUUGUACAAACGCCGCUUAGCUCAAGGUGAGAUGGUGGCAAGCAUGAUUUUCAGUAAAAGGCCAAUAUUCUAUACAGAGCACCAGCCUUUAAGAAGUGUAUAAUGUUAUCUACUGGUGCAGCAGAACAUAUUUCAGUUGAGUGUCAUACAAAGGUAAUAGCAAAGUGUGAAACAACAGCAAUAAAAAAAAGACCACAAAGAGCCAGUGAGAACUUGAAAUGAAGACUGGCAAACUGCUUUGAGUGAAAGAAAAUAUGACUGAUCCAUGCUGUAGGAGAUGGGGCAAGUCUGUUAGGCUAGUCACAGUCAGCAUAGGGAAGAAGAGCAAAAUAAAUGCAAUCCACAACAACUUUUGAUACUCAAUUGAAGACAGCCCCAGAAAGGUUUUAUUUUAUUGACCUAUGUCCUGGAUGAUGUUAGCCAAUCACUCUCUAAGGAAAGUGUGCCUUGUUGGCCUGUUAGCAAGGCGUGGCUGAUGGAACCUGCCACAUUUGACUCCUAGAUUCCCAUGUCUGUGAUGUAUUUAUGUACAGUAUUUUGACAUUCAAACCAUGUGUUGUGCUCUCAUCUUACAUUACCUACUUAUUUUUCAAUUCUGCAGUAUUUAAGGACCUUAUUAGCACAGAAAUCAAUAACAACAGCAGGAUAGUUGUCAUAGCAACUAGUAAGUCACAUGACUCUUUACACCCGUCGUUGCUAACGUCACGAGGAUGUCACGUGUUUCAAUGCCGUGCAGAGCUCCAUCCCCCUGAUGCAGACCAAAGACAACAGAUUCUGUCUGCGAUGAUGGCCAAACUGUUUCGUCACCGAGAUUGUGACAAAUUGGAACUCAGGUCAAGAUUGAAACUUAGUUUCCUACUGUGAAAAGCCAAGCCAGUUAAGAAAAGAGUCAACUGCCUACUCUUGAGGACCCUUCUGAAGAAACUUGCAAAGCAUUUCUUAGCAAGUACUACUCGUAGAUGUGUGCAUGCCUUGGGUAUAGAAAUGACCUCUGCACUCUGAACUGUGCAUUACAGUGUAGCAAUACAGAUUGUUCCAAAUCGACAUCAAAGAUUUUUUGUCUCGCUUUAAUUCAGCAUAGAGUGAGACCAUAAUUAUGGGAAAAUAUGAAAACAUUUCGCAAACUCAAAUUUCUGCGUACACCUGUUUUCCUUUUGAUCUCACAAGGUAAUCACUUCCCUUACAUUCUUUUCAUCAAAAAGUAAUUUCAUGCCAUCAGUGUCAACAUCUUUAAUCACUUAAUUAAACGCAAAAAUUACCACUCCUCUCAUUCCUGCCUCUAUUAAAAAAUGAUUUCUUUACUUUGCUUUAGUCUGUUGGCAAAGAAAACUGAAGGAUUCUCUCCCAGAGAUCUACAAUCAUUACUUGACCGUGCCUUACACAAAGCAGCAGUCAGGAAGAUGACAACAUCGGCAGGUGAGUUUUUAACAUAAAAUUAAAAGAUGAAGGUGUCUGUGUACUUGUUGGGUGUCAACUGUGGUAAUCAAGGCUUUGUUAUCGUUAACUCUCCUGUUGUCUUUUAGCAGAUGGAGGCAUUUGCUCUGCAAUUACACCAGAAGAUUUUGAGAAGGCUUUUGAGGGAUUUACCCCUGCAGCACUGAGGGGUGUUAGCUUACAUACUGCGGGAGAGUUAGGCUGGUCUGAUGUGGGAGGACUUUCUGGAGUAAAAGCAGCACUCAUGGAAACUCUUCUGUGGCCAACAAAAGUAAAUCCCUGUCCUCUUAGGCAUCUUACAGUAAAGAAAUACCUAUUGUUAAGGAGAAAAAGGGCCUUAGCUACAAUUUGCCUGAGAGAUGUGCAAACUCAAUUUUCUUUCUUUAUUUUAGCCUUUACUUCACGCAAAUCUAAAGAAAUUGUUUACUGAAAAAGGAGAUUUUUGAAAACGCCAAUGUGACUUCUCUCUUCAUUUAACGGCGCGUCAUUGAGGCCCUUUUGCGCAUGCCCAAGGAUGCAGAGCUUUACGCUUUCUGUCGAUGGCUGUAGUGUAGAGGUGGAACAAUGUAUCCGUUUUCCAGUGUGGAUGGUUAACUUUAGUCGGUUAUUAACGUUAUCUGGUGUGAUCUGGAUGUACGAGUAGGUUUUAAAGGGCAUAAACAACGGAAUACUUUUCUUUAGUGUGGUAAACUUUCCAUGGCUAACAGUAAAAUAAACACAUUAGGAAAUGUGGGAGUAAGAGAAUCUGUUUGAUGCCUGAAAGACAACUAUAUUUUCAUUUCCAUUCUAGUAUUCGUGGCUUUUUAGUAAAUGUCCCUUGCGCUUGCGUUCUGGUCUUCUUCUCUAUGGACCGCCAGGCACUGGCAAGACACUGCUGGCUGGUGUGGUUGCUAAGGAGUGUGGGCUCAACUUCAUCAGUAUCAAAGGUCCCGAGCUACUGAGCAAGUAUAUUGGAGCCAGUGAACAGGCGGUCAGAGAUAUGUUCACGAGGUAAUUAGUAUUGUAUGUUGACAACAUGAAAAAUGGAGCUUUCAUGGUUGUUUUUCGUCAUAUUUUUCCUAGGCCCUUUUUAUUAGAGGAGGCAAUGACCAGAAUCAUUCAAUCAUUGAUUAGUUCACAGUUUAUGUUGGUCCUCGUCGCAGCCUUUAUUUGGUCAUGUCACGUAACAGCCUCUUCUCCACCCCCCCCUCCCCACAAUGAGACAUUCCGUCGCGUGACCAGACCAAGUAAUGAAGGAAAUGAACUUCGAGUCCAUCCGCAUACACUGGACUUGAAUCCCAAAAUGUUCCACUCGAUGUCAGCUACGCUGAUGUAUUCUCUGUUCAAGAAAAGAUACAUAGUGGAACAGAAUUGAAGAAAAGUCUUUAUCGGCAAGGACCUUAGUCGUGGUCAUGUAGCCUUUGCCUGGCAAAAUGAAAUUAUAUUUGGAAUUUUUAAAACUGUCGCCACCAUCUGCGUAGUUUUUCUGUCGAAAUAUUGCUCAAGCGCGCUGAGCGUGCGCACUAAUUUGCCACUGUACCGUGACACACUUCCCCCACUUAAGGAUUCAGUGUUCAGGGUAAGGUGAAGGCUACACCAUGUCCCACGCCGCCAGGACUUAUCCUGGUUUUUGUAGCCCAUGGCUGAAAAGUGGUUGAAUUGUACAAAAACGAAACAAGACAUGACAAAGUUCCCACGAUCAUAACCGAUUUUUCAUUUGCAGAGCUCAAAGUGCCAAACCAUGUAUCCUUUUUUUUGACGAGUUUGACUCCCUUGCCCCUCGCCGUGGACAUGACAGCACAGGUGUGACGGAUAGAGUGGUUAAUCAGCUACUUACUCAGCUGGAUGGAGUGGAGGGACUGGACGGUGUUUAUAUUCUUGCUGCAACCAGUCGACCAGACUUGAUCGAUCCCGCUCUUCUCAGGCCAGGACGAUUGGAUAAGUGUUUGUUUUGCGGCAUACCAACCAAGGUAAGGGCGCUUUUUUUUCUAAUUAUGGGUCAUGAAACCUUAGCAGAAUUUAACACAAGUUCAUCAAAACAAAGAGUUAAAAGGAAUCAAUUGGAAUUUCCACGCAUCGUCCAAUUCGUUUGUUUUUACUCUGAGUUCUCGGUGUCUCCCUGUAAUAUUUUCUUCCGUUCCGUUCGGCUGUUGUGAAUACUUUGGUUUUGGUUUUACGAUACUAAAUUGAAAGGUGCUUUAAUUGAGCCACGCCCCGGUGGUUUCCCCUAAAAAUGGCGUCUGGCGUCCUGCAAUAAACGUUAUCUGUACCUCGCUUGUUGCUUGAAUCUUUUGAUGGGGAACGAACAGAUGCUGCAUGCGCUGUCCACGUGAGCCAAAUUCACGCCACCGGAUUGGCUAUUUCUGUUUCUUCUUGAGAUUUACAAACAUGACGGUGAUCUUAAAGUAGCUCAAGACAGAUUUCCUCAGGAGUAAGCUGAGGUUUGGAUAUCCAUUCUCUCAGCCUGAUCUUUCUUGUCCGAGCCGAGAAAAAGUUUGUGCCUUUUUUCUCUUACAGUCAGAGAGAUUACAGAUCCUAGAGGCUUUAUCAAGAUCCGUGACCCUGUCAGAGGACAUCAAUCUAGCCGUUAUUUCAGACAUGUGUGAACACUUUACCGGAGCUGAUUUCAAAGCUCUUCUGUAUAAUGCACAGCUGGCAGCAAUCCACAGGAACGCCAACAACAGUCAGCUUUACAAGGCAAUGUUCAAAAAUACUGAAAUGGAAAGCACUGAGAAGUAUGACAGAUGUGCGGAAACUGGUGUGGUUACAGAAGAGGACAGGGAUAAUGUUAUUUAUGUUCCAAGCUUAACUGAAGGAUCUAUACAGCUAUCAACGGAAGAGCUGACAAAACUUCAUUCAGAGGUAGGGUUCUGUUACUCCUAUACUCCAUGUUGCAGAAAUGCAUGACUAAGGAGGGUCAUAAGGUAGAUUUGAUCCGCCCCUUGGUCAACAGAGUGAUGCUUUAAUGAUAAUAAAACAACUUGACUUACUUUUAAAUGUUUUUAGAACCCAUGAGUGUGAAACCUUCCCUUCUCUAACUUCAACCUCCAGCUUAUGAGUUUUCACGCAGUGUUUCCUUUGAAUUCAUGAAGCGAAACAGUUUGUGCGAAAUUUAUGCUUUUAGUUUCUUUUUUCCGAAAGACAUUACUCUUUCUUUUCCGAGGAAAUUUGGAAAAAUGAAAAAUGAUGAUGAGAAAUCAUUUUUAAAAGCAUGGUUUCGUUUUGAUUUUCAAAUAAUAGACUGCGUUAACAUAGUUCAGAAUUAAUCUAUGGUUACCGCAGAGGUAAUCAGAAACCAGAAAAGUUUGAUGAUGACGAGGGAUGUAGGAGAUUCCCUUGGAUGGCAUGAGGCAAUGUUGGGAGAAUUAAGGCUGAUUUUUUUGUCUCGAUGCAUUACCUGUGACGAAACCCUGUAUAAACUUGUAAAAACCCCCUCCCUGUCUGUCAAUCUACCCACGAAGUUUUUUUUAACUUACCAGGUUACAACUCUCCACAAGAAUUUACAACACAGAAAGAGCAAAAGGAAGGUAAAGAUUUAAUUGAUGGGAGGAUUUCAUCUAUUAUUCGCAUAUACAAGAGCGCUUAUAUUUCUUGCUAGCCGGCAUGUUCAGCGGUAAUAUUUUGUCACUAAAACUGCCAUGUCAUAUUCCCUCGCGACAUAAAAAAUUGUCAAAAGAAACUUCAUCAGAAAGUAACAAAGAGUGGACCCAUGAAACUUCAAAUGGAAUAAAAUCACUCCAUCUUCUUUUUCUCUUAUUGGUAGUGCGUGCAUUCCGAACCUACGUGCUUAUUGCUGUGUAUUCACUGACUUGUUUUUUAAGUAAUUAUUGAACAAUAUUUCGGUUGGCUUCUUUCAGCAGUUGCUUUCCUUCACUGCCUCCUUGAUAUUAUCUUUUAUUUCAUUUUCGUUUAGGCAUAGUCUGGGUUAGGUUUAAUAGCUUUUAAUGCACCAAUGAAAAAAAAAUUAAAUUUUCUUUGAUAUAAAUUCUAACACCGUUUUUUGUGUUUUCAGGCAUUACAAUCUAGUUCAGCAGAGAAUGAGGCGACGUUUGGAAUACAAAUCAACCAAUCAGAUUUGUUGCAAGCGACAUCAGCGGCUGGUCCAUCUGUGUCAGACAAUGAAAGACGCAGAUACCAGGCCAUGUAUGUCCAUUAUAACGGUUGAGUCUUGCUUGAGCUCCAGCUUUUUAGAAAAACACACUUUUCAUGUAAAUUUAUAGCCGCAUGGCAACAGUGAUAAGAAAUAAUAACUAGAAUACUAGUGUCUAUAAUCAAACACCAUCCCGUCCACUCUUAAACAUUAGUGUCUAAUUUUAGACACUGGGGUCUGAUUUUCAACACUAGUGUCCGAUUUUGGACGGUGGUGUCCAAUUUCGGAUACUUGUGUCUGAUUUAGACACUAGUGUCCGAUGUUAGACACUGGUGUUUGAUUUUGGACACUGUCUCACCUCAGACACUAGUAACUGAUUUCAAAUGCUGGUGUGUGACGUUACACACGAGAUUUCGUUAAUGGAGUGAAGUUGACAAAGGCUUAGUAAACCCUCUUAUGGUCAUCUUCAUCUACCAUUUUGGAAGAGAGUCAUGAAAGAAAGGAUGGAUUCCUUUUGAAAUCAUUGUUUUUUUUUUAUUUUGUUUUUGUCUUUCAGAUAUGAGACGUUCGUGAAAUCCAGAGGAGGAGACUUCAGUCUCAAUACACCAGGCCAUGGAAAAGCAACUUUGGCGUGAAAAAUCUCUGUCCUUCUGUAAUGUUGCCAGAAAGAGAUACUUCACCCCGUAUGAGUGCGAUUGAAGAAAUUGGGACAUUCUCCCUUCCCAUUCCACAGGUGGAAUUUUUCUUUUCGAAGCUGAUCGUUCUACUUUUCGAAGUAUAUGGUGUUAAGCACCCUGUCCACUGCCGGUGCUUCACUGCCAUAGUUGUAACAAUUUCACAAUUCAGACUUGACGAAUAACUUUCGAAUAAAUCUGUGCAUAGGAAUUCAGCCGACUUUCCUACACUCAACUUUAUGCAAGUGUCGCAUUUUACUCAGCAGGAAUAGAACACUUGCAAGUUGACUCCUUCCCAUACUACUUUGUCACUUUAAAUUGAUUGUGAAUUAUAACAUUACAAUUUUCAUCACGAAGGUUUGUCUGUUUGUGCGCAUACCGCAAAAAAUCUUCUGUCAUGUUCAACUAACUAAUCAACUUACGUCAGCAUUACAUUUUCCAUCCAUUAUAACCUAUUUUUUUAGUUUUUAGUUUUAAUUGGAUUUGCUGAGGCAUAAAGAUAUAGCUUACAAUUAGACUGACUCAUGGCUAAUAAAUUACGUGCCUUUUGAUUACCUGCUUCUGUGAUGCUUUUAUUGAAUAAGAUAUAAUGAUGGUUUCGUCCGGUUUCAAAUGCUCCCGUUUCGUCUCGGGAAGCUAUGUGACCACUAUGUCGAAAUCAAGCUUUUCCGUCUA